Molecule: messenger RNA, 801 nt
Organism: Guillardia theta CCMP2712
Lineage: Eukaryota; Cryptophyceae; Pyrenomonadales; Geminigeraceae
Exons: 1
Molecular function (GO): protein binding
Source: RefSeq, a predicted model, not a curated record
AUGUGCUUCGUCUACGAGCAACUCUCAAGCCGUCAGAUAUCUCGAUUCGUCGGCCAUGAGGCCAUCGUGAUGGACGUUCGCUACUCACCUGAUUCGUUGUCCGUCCUGUCGGUGGCGAGAGAUGGCUGGGCUAAGUUGUGGCAGGCGAGCAGCGGAAAAACCCUCGUCGAGUUCGGCCCUCACCCUGCAUGGCUGACUUCUUGCGCGUUCGCUCCGAGGGAGAACCAAGUGCUGGUAGGAAGUAGCAACGGGAUCGUCUACCUGUGGCAAUACGAGGAGAAGAGAGGCUCCUUGCUCGCAGCGCUGGAGGGGCACACAGGACCUGUGCAGAGCGUCCGCUUUCUGCACUGGAAGGAGACGUACGCGAUCUCGGGGAGUCUUGACGGGUACGCAGCCAUCUGGAACAUUGACAGGAGAGCAGCCGUUGCUCGCAUGACCGCUAGAAGCCAUAUCAACUGCGUUGACACCUCCAGCGAUGGCCUUCAGAUCGCUCUAGCGCUGUCUGAGGGCGGGUGCACGCUAUGGAGCAGCACGAGAGACGGCAAGGAAAGCUCCUUCCGGAUGAGGCUGCGGCUGCGAGAGCAUGUCUCCGAGGUGUGGACUUGCGCCUUCUCCCCAGAUGGUAGCGAGAUCGUGACGGGAGCUGCCGAUCGGGUAGGUCGAGUCUUCAGCUGCAGGACUGGGCAGCUGCUGGGAAAGAUUGUCGGUCACUUGCGCUGGGUGUUUGCGGUUUCCUGGGUUGGCGACCUGAUCCUUACUGCUUCGAGCGAUCGCUCGGCCAAGUCGUGGGACCGUCGGAAC